Drosophila ananassae is the source of this 911-nucleotide messenger RNA. Its product is annotated as farnesol dehydrogenase. The record is from RefSeq and is a predicted model, not a curated record. The transcript is spliced from 2 exons. Lineage: Eukaryota; Metazoa; Arthropoda; Insecta; Diptera; Drosophilidae. Bases 36 to 788 code for a protein of 250 amino acids.
CCAGACAUAUAUCAGUCUAAAUCCGAUAGAGAAUCAUGGAACGCUGGCAGAAUCGUGUGGCCGUCGUCACGGGCGCCAGUUCGGGCAUUGGGUCGGCCAUUGCCAAGGAUCUGGUCCUGGCCGGCAUGAAAGUGGUGGGCCUGGCUCGGCGGGUCGACAGGGUCAAGGAGCUGGUAAAGGAACUCCCGACGGACAAGCAGGGCCGGCUCUUCCCCCUCUACUGCGACGUGGGCAGUGAGGCGUCCGUGAACGAGGCUUUCGACUGGAUCAUCCAGAAGCUGGGCGCCGUCGACAUCCUGGUGAACAAUGCCGGCACUCUGCAGUCCGGCUACCUGGUGGACAUGAACCCCGCCAAGAUGCAGCUGGUCCUGCAAACCAACAUCAUGGGCAUUGUCCUGUGCACCCAGCGGGCCGUCCGCUCGAUGCGGGAGCGCAAGUUCGACGGUCAUGUGAUCCUCAUCAACAGCAUCCUGGGCCACAAGACCAUGACGGCCAUGGAGGGCGUGGCCCCGGACGUGAAUGUCUAUCCGCCCAGCAAGCAUGCCGUGACAGCUUUGGCCGAAGGAUACCGCCAGGAGUUCCUCGGUCUGGGCACCAAAAUCAAGAUUACAAGCGUCAGUCCCGGGGUGGUGGACACUGAGAUCCUGCCGGACAGCAUCCGGGAUGUGAUCAAGGACCGCAUGCUCCAUUCCGAGGAUAUAUCCCAAGGUGUCCUGUACGCCAUCUCUACGCCACCGCAUGUCCAGGUGCAUGAGUUGACAAUCAAGCCGAUUGGAGAGACCAUGUAGGACUAAUCCUUGAAAGGAUUAAGUAUCCUUUUUUUGUAUUUUUUUUCAUGUUUUCGUUCAUGUAGCCUUUACACUUGUAGACCCUUAAGCACAAAAAUAAAUAAAAUCAACUAUCAAUUCCAA